Penicillium cosmopolitanum is the source of this 1908-nucleotide messenger RNA. RefSeq lists its product as uncharacterized. The transcript has 4 exons. Lineage: Eukaryota; Fungi; Ascomycota; Eurotiomycetes; Eurotiales; Aspergillaceae. The coding region runs from base 1 to 1908 and encodes 635 amino acids. The record is from RefSeq and is a predicted model, not a curated record.
AUGCGGCCCUCGAUCCUUCGACCCCUGACGCGGGCGCAUUUAGCCCCUCGAAAGAUUUCACCUGCGGCCUUCACACCAGCCAGAUCUUUAUUCCAUAAGACUGCUGUACUCAGAGAUGGGCUAUGGACCUCACCAGAGAGAAAAAGCAAUGAGCCAUACCUCCAUCUGGAAGCCAUCAAAAGUCCAAUCAGUGCCGCCCACAUCGAGGCACAGGAUCUAGUCGUCGUUGAUCGUAUUCUAGAGCCUCAAACGGUCGCGAAUUUCAUUGGGUUUCUCUUCGGAAAUCCGCUUCCCGAUGGCACUCGUCCCUCAUCAAUCGCUACUCUACCGCUAAAGGAGCUUGCUCUGAUACAAGGCAACGAGCGGGUACUUGGCGCUGAUACAAAAUCUUUCUUCUACCGUGUAAUGCUUUAUAUCGGUUCCAACGAGGAUAGCAGUCGACUUUGCGGGGUUGGCAAGAAUAUCCAGUCUCUCAAAUCCCGCCUUUGGUCGGGUAUCACUCCCUUGAGUGAUCAACGAUGGAAAGAGAAAGGCCUCCAUCUGCCGGAGAACUUCGAUCAAGCCUGCCAGAACCUUGGUGCUGUGGUCUCGGUGUUCGAGUACCUGAACGUUCCAGAGGUUCAAAAAAAUCUUCGCGACACUUUCAAUCUCAUUUACGAUACUUGGAGCGAUCUAGACGUCGUUAUUAAUCAGCGCAGAGCUGAAACGGGUGCAGAGCCUGUCAGUGUCGCUGAUCUCUGGACUUUGUACAUGUCGGUCCAUCUAGAGGUCAUAACCCAGCGGGCGCAUAAAUGGGUCACGCAGCAUGUCGAUAGCUUGCGAGCUCCAUUUAUGCAAGAUUUAUUAGCCUAUCAGGGUCAGGGUCAAAAGGUGUUUGAACCAGAUGCAAAGCAGUGGCAGUUGGGUGAUGCGCUCCACGUCUUGCUAGAAACCUCCGUUCGAGCGGACCAUACGAUCAUGAUUCCGAUGGAGGGUUAUAAAGGGUAUAAGGCUUCAGACAACAAAGUUGGACCGCCAGAAAUGCACUCUGCCCAACAUCAGGAGCGGGGGCGGCGUACUCCCAGCGGGAAGCUUACUGUCUCGGAACAAAUCUACGAGGCUACAACAGAACAAGUUGAUGCUCAGAGGCAAAUUAGAAGAGAGCUUCGUGGUCGUUCGCUUGACUCCACUUUUCAGGAGCCGUGGAUAAUUUCCAAGUUGGAUAGGUUCAAAUAUUUGGAAAAUAAUGAUUUACCAAAAGACUCUGGUAUUGCCAUUUAUCGUCUGACUCAUGGACAAUCUGAGUCAGAAUGGUUGGAAUUUGUCAAGAAACUUGAAGAUCAUAUCUCCGAUUGGGGGGCCGGUCAAGAUGGCAGCGAUUCUAUCAAGCCAUACCUGAAGCUCCACUGGCUAGAUGGAAAGAAAUUGGGCAUCGCACAAGAUGACAUUGAAGCCGCAAAGCAGCAUUUUAACGAGGUGUUUAAUGGCUUUGAGGGCCCGGAUGCACCUCCCCUAGAUCUCCAAUCUAAAGCAAUUCUUGCCAUUGACUCGGCCUCUUUUGCGUCCUAUAUGAGCAACUCCUAUGACGCUGCAAAAUCCUCUGUGCUCCCAGGGGAUUCAACAGGAUUCGUUCUCGCUAUUGACCCCGAAUUUGAUCCCGAAAUUGGAUUUGAUAGACCAGAUGAAUCCCCCGAUUACAAUGGCCAGAUGCGUGUUCUCGGAAGUCUAGUCUGGGGUGACUUGUAUGCUAUACUGGAGUCGCAAUCCGGGGGACUCGGAAACCUGUGGCCUCUAGCUAUGCACCAUCCAGAUCAGAUUUACGUCGGCCCAGUUAUCCCACUACAAAGACUCAACUGGCAGGCUCAAAAAGACGGUCAGUGGAAUGUGGUAUCUGAGGCAAUGAACUAUGCAGGGAAAUUCUUGAAGUGA